Messenger RNA from Mesocestoides corti, 579 nucleotides. The record is from the annotation of a GenBank genome assembly. NCBI's taxonomy places the organism in Eukaryota, Metazoa, Platyhelminthes, Cestoda, Cyclophyllidea, Mesocestoididae.
AUGCCGUCGCCGCAGUCCCACCACACGAAGCUUAUCGUCCGCCGACGACGACCAUCUUGUUCGAAUGGUCUCUUUGCUUGUCUGCUGCAGCUCACUCACUCCCUUCGGUUCUCCAGAUCUUCGACAAGACGCCACAUGUCGUCACAAAUGGUAGCGCGAGAAAGCGACCCGUGGCGACAACAGAGCCGACCGGGCGCCGGCUACAGCGUCUACGGUCUGUGCGAGACGCAGAGCUCCGCGGAGUUCUGGCUGUUCGCUCCGCUGAUCGCGCUGGGUCGUGCCGAGAGCGUGCACGUGCAGAUCAACUUCAUGAUGCGGAGCUGCGAGGACCACGAGGUGGCCGACUCUCGUAACGGCAGUUGCAGGGAGAGCUUCGACGUGUUUCUGCAGCAGGAGGCGCUGCACGCCGACAUGGACGACGCCGCCGUGCCCAAGACGCAGUCUUUCAAGAAACUCGCCACCAUUUCCUCCGACCGCAAGUGGAGUUCAAAGCAUCCGACCGACGAAGGCACCGUCACCAGUUGGCUCAUCCGCUUUCGACCAAUAAGAAGUGCGUCCAGUGGUUCAAUCUACUCUUGA